Molecule: messenger RNA, 792 nt
Organism: Puccinia triticina
Lineage: Eukaryota; Fungi; Basidiomycota; Pucciniomycetes; Pucciniales; Pucciniaceae
Exons: 7
Coding region: 1-792 (263 amino acids)
Cellular component (GO): plasma membrane
Source: RefSeq, a predicted model, not a curated record
AUGAGUGACCAACGCACCUCCAUAUUUGUCCCGCGAACCUCGCUGAGGUCUCCCGGUUUCAUAGGCCCAGUUAUCGUAGCUACUGCGCUGCUAGCGGCUUCGAUCUUCACGGCGCCCUGGGAUGAUGAUUUCUCUGUUGUCAAAAUUCAAGAUCCGACAUUCGUUGGGUUUAUCGGUAUCUGGGGCGCCUGCACCAGAUACAAUACCGAUAACGCAACAACUGCCAACCCAACUGCGACGUUAACCGGAAACAGUACCCUUGAUGCAAUUAUUCACAACUCGGGCAAAAACAGAGGCUGCUCUCGACCUGGAAUUGGAUGGACAUUCAGCCUCCCCGUCAACAGUACAGGACUUGCUGGAAUACCACUUCCCAAUAGCACGAUUGGCUUUAACGUAGACCCGUCAGAGAACACAAACGAUCAGGUCUGGGUACAAGUUAUGAGCAAAUCACAAUCUUGCUUACUGGUUACACAUGUCAUAGCUGGAUUUCUGGCCACAUUGGGUUUACUGCUGUUACUGAUACCCUACAAGCCAUUCGAGAAAAAAUCACCUAGUUUGGCCAAAUUCCUCAAGACCGCAUCUACCAGCUUAAUUCUGAUAGGAUUAGGAGCGAUCGCAUCAUUGGUUUCAUUCGUCCUCACGUUCAGUACAGCAUUGAAGAUUCGGAAUAGCAUAAAUCAAAUUGGUGGUGGUGGUGGGACACAUGCUUCGCUAGGAAACAUAUUCUGGUUCUCGAUUGCCGCAUUUUGUCUGUCUAUACCUUCCCUCUGGUCAACAAGAGGGCCGAUGUGA